Molecule: messenger RNA, 690 nt
Organism: Pyrus x bretschneideri (Chinese white pear)
Lineage: Eukaryota; Viridiplantae; Streptophyta; Magnoliopsida; Rosales; Rosaceae
Product: ubiquitin-60S ribosomal protein L40
Exons: 5
Coding region: 90-476 (128 amino acids)
Biological process (GO): modification-dependent protein catabolic process; translation; protein ubiquitination
Cellular component (GO): cytoplasm; nucleus; ribosome
Molecular function (GO): structural constituent of ribosome; ubiquitin protein ligase binding; protein tag activity
Source: RefSeq, a predicted model, not a curated record
CCGAAGAGCAAAACAGCCUCGUCGCCGCCGAGAGAUAUACACACAGAGACUGCGGGAGAGGAAGAGAGAGAGAGAGAGAGCCGGAGAAGAUGCAGAUCUUCGUGAAAACCCUAACAGGGAAGACUAUCACCCUCGAGGUGGAGUCCAGCGACACCAUCGACAACGUCAAGGCCAAGAUCCAGGACAAGGAAGGUAUUCCCCCGGAUCAGCAGAGGCUCAUUUUUGCCGGGAAGCAGCUUGAGGAUGGCCGUACUCUCGCCGACUACAACAUCCAGAAAGAAUCAACUCUGCAUUUGGUUCUGAGGCUUCGUGGUGGGAUUAUUGAGCCGUCUCUCAUGGCAUUGGCUAGGAAAUACAACCAGGAAAAGAUGAUCUGCCGCAAGUGCUAUGCCCGCCUGCACCCCCGUGCAGUGAACUGCAGGAAGAAGAAGUGUGGACACAGCAACCAGCUGAGGCCAAAGAAGAAGAUCAAGUAGACUGGGAAUCGAGACAGCGGAACGUCAAGUCUUUUCCGGUCAUUUAGGUCUUUGGCCGUUUCUUUUAAAACUUUGUUAGAACUUAUUAUGAGAAAUGGCUUUCAUUAAGUUUGAAUCUCUCUAUAUCGAGUCGUUGACAUGGCUAAUGCAUACUUUGAUUUUUGUUUGUUGAAUGAAAGAUGGAUUAGUGUAUGAAAACUAUUUUCCCUUCCAA